This is a messenger RNA of Symbiodinium sp. CCMP2456, 921 nucleotides long. Lineage: Eukaryota; Dinophyceae; Suessiales; Symbiodiniaceae. The record is from the annotation of a GenBank genome assembly.
AUGUUCGACACCGGGGAUGGUAUGCUGGAGGAGCGACUUCUGGACUUCCUAACAGCUGAGCCCACUGCUGAUUGGGAACCUUCGCAGCUGCUGGUGCUCCGCUUGUGCAGCCAAGCCUGGCGAGACAAGGUGACUUAUGCACUUUUCGCUGGCUGCUCCCAGCGCUUAGCAAACGAAGAUGCGCAAGUCAGGGCUGCCGCUGUCAGCGCACUCGCAGCUGCCAGCAAUCCACGCCGAACAGACGAGGACGAAUCAGGCGAGAACGAAGCAAGCGCUGUUGCAGUCGCUGCCGCCGUAAAGAGCCUGAAGGAUGCCUCCGUGGACGUCCGACGGGUGGCUUUGCGAACACUGGCACAUGUCGCACCUUGUGGGGACGCGGCGUGCAUGGAGCAGGCAUCUGCUUUGCUUACAGACCCGGCGUGGCCGGUCCGUUGGGCUUCCGUGGAUGCAGUGGCGUGGCUGGCACAGGGUGGCAGCCAAGCGACGGUGCAAAGAGCGCUGGAGCUCCUGUCGUGGCGUUUGCGAGAUGCCGAUUGGCCGGUGCGACGCGCUGCUGCGAGCGGUCUUCACCACUUGCUCCAGUUCGUCAAUGCCCUGUCUGAAGAGCUUGAAGAUCAGCAUGGCCUGGAAAUGGAUGCGUUGCAACUUCCAAGGCCCAAAGACCUGCAGAAUUCCGUGGAGCACAUGAUCUUGCAGCCUUGCCUGAGACUACUGCAGGAUCCAAUGGUUCAAGUCCGGCAGGCUGCUUUGGAUCUUCUGCCCUGGCUUUGCCAGAGCGCUCUUGAAGACGUUAUCCGGGCGCUGCAUUGUCUCCUUCAAAACGAGCAAGUUGCUGAACUUCGGCGUGCAGCGGAGAAGGUGUUGGACCAGCUGACAGUUACUCGUACACUGCAGAGUAGCUGCCUCGGAGAAGCACAUUGA